CACCCCCGAGAUGUCAACUUGCUCAAUCAGUGCGCUGGGCGAGAGAUUGGACUUUACAAGCAGAAAACACAACUUUUCACAACCGAGUAGCAGGCUGUCUGGUCCAACAGUCCCAAUACUUCAAAUGGCCUAUUCAGAGGGAACACCUCCGCCCAGACAUGCUCAGACCGGGAGUAGCCUGUGUCCAGCUGUGAGCCUUCUCCUCGUGCUGUUUACCUGUAACGUCAGGUACGCAGCGUGCGGAGCGAGCAACAUCGUCCUGAUCCUCUCUGACGACCAGGAUGUUGAAUUGGGGGGAAUGACCCCGAUGAAGAAAACCAAACUGCUGAUAGGAGAUGCGGGGGCGACGUUUUCAAACGCUUAUACAGCCACGGCGCUUGGCUGUCCCAGCAGAAGCAGUAUUUUGACGGGUAACUACCCCCACAACCACGCCGUGAGGAACGACUCUCUGGCUGGCAACUGCUCAAGUCCUCUGUGGCAGAAAGGCCCGGAGGCCCUGGCGCUCCCCGUCUACCUCAGCAAACGGAAGUACCGCACGUUCUUCGCGGGGAAGUACCUGGAGCAGUAUGGAACCAAGGAGGCUGGCGAGUUUGCGCACGUUCCACCCGGAUGGGACCUCUGGCACGCACUGGUUGGAGACACCAAGUACUACAACUACAGUCUUUCAGUCAACGGUAAGGAAGAGAAGCAUGGAGACAGCUAUGAGAAGGAUUACUUCACAGAUCUCAUAUUGAACCGGUCCCUUGAGUUCCUGGAUAAGAGGAUCCCCGGGCAGCCGUUCUUCAUGAUGCUGUCCCCGCCUGCCGCCCACGCCCCCUGGACCGCCGCGCCCCAGUACCAGAAGGAGUUCGGCGAUGUCAAGGCUCCUCGCGAUGGCAGCUUCAACAAGCCGGGGAAGGACAAACACUGGUUGCUGCGACAGCCCGCUAACCCCAUGGCCGGCAGCUCGAUGGACUUCCUGGAUGAUGCGUACAGGAAGAGGUGGCAAACUCUCCUAUCAGUAGAUGAUAUGGUGGAAAAGCUGGUGAAGAAACUGGAAGACUCGAAGGAACUCAAUAAUACUUACAUCUUCUACGCCUCGGAUAACGGCUUCCACGCAGGUCAGUUCUCCCUGCCCAUUGAUAAGAGGCAGCUGUACGAGUUUGACAUCCGGGUUCCCCUCAUGGUGCGAGGUCCAGGCAUCGCACCCAAACAAAUAGUGAAGGCACCAGUAUUGAACAUUGACCUGGCUCCCACCAUCCUGGACAUAUCGGGCUCCGAUUUGCCAAUAAUGGACGGCCAGUCUUUCCUCUCUCAGAUGGCCCCAUCCUUGAGGAGCGGCCCCGCCCGGUCUUGUUUCCUGGUUGAACACACAGGAGAAGGUUCCCCAGUACCGGACCCUGCUUGUCCCAAACUCGGUCGUGGCCUCUCUCACUGUCUUCCCAACUGCGUCUGUGAGGACUCCUACAACAACACCUACGCAUGCGUCAGGACACUCGUUGGAAUCAACUUGCAGUACUGCGAGUUUUCGGACAAUGAAUCCUUUGUGGAGGUGUACAAUUUGACAUCAGACUUGAGCCAGCUAGUGAACAUCGUUAAGAAGGUGGACCCAGCACUCCUGCAAGCCAUGAACCAACAUCUGAUCAAGCUCCAGUCUUGUGCAGGUAGUAGCUGCCAUGACAACGGUAUCAAUGGUUUGUGUCAAACGACAACCAAAUAACGGCACCAAAUGGAUGCAAAAAGGGAUUAACAACGGUAGGGCUAUCAUUGGUUGAUGUUAAAGGGCCCCAUACAAACAGGUUGGACGUUGAUUAGCCAUCGCAAGCCAUAUCCCAAACAAAGUAUGACUUACCAGCCUACACAGUGGGACUUUAGGAACUGGUAGGCUGAUCGAUCCAUUAUAACACUCCCACUCCCACGUGAUGUCAUUAUAAGGUAGAUUAUGUUAUGGUUAAUCAACAUCAGAUAUGUUAGGGGCCCUUUUAAAUGACACACGAUGUGUCUAACUUAACUUCUAGUGCUCGAUAGAACUACUGCUUAUGGGCCUCAACCUUUUGUCCUACAUGAACUGUUGAGUCUUUUCCAACUGAAAAAGUGAACUGUGUACUGUUGCACUAAUUGCAGAUAUAUUGCACUCCUUCUCUAUUGUUUAACAAUGUUCAGAUAAUAAGAAGUCCACAACGACUGUAUUUGCCUAGUUACAGAAGUUUAUUUUACAGGGUGUGAAAAGUCAAACAUCCUAGCUUUCUAUUCUAUUCUAUCCUGUCUGAUAUUUACCUAAGAGAGAUGAUAGACACAUAUUGCUGAUAAUUUCCAUGUUGUUUAUGUAACCUUUUUUUUUUACUAUUGAGGUAAUUUUAAUCGUUCUUUACCUUAUGUACUGAAGCACUUCAAAGGCCUGGACUGUGAAUUGACAUUAAAUAACGUAACUGUG
Messenger RNA from Gadus macrocephalus (Pacific cod), 2413 nucleotides. RefSeq names its product glucosamine (N-acetyl)-6-sulfatase (Sanfilippo disease IIID), b (gene gnsb). The record is from RefSeq and is a predicted model, not a curated record. Gene Ontology annotation, molecular function: N-acetylglucosamine-6-sulfatase activity; glycosaminoglycan binding. Lineage: Eukaryota; Metazoa; Chordata; Actinopteri; Gadiformes; Gadidae. The coding region runs from base 11 to 1699 and encodes 562 amino acids. Gene Ontology annotation, biological process: glycosaminoglycan metabolic process. The transcript has 13 exons.